Molecule: messenger RNA, 2013 nt
Organism: Cololabis saira (Pacific saury)
Lineage: Eukaryota; Metazoa; Chordata; Actinopteri; Beloniformes; Belonidae
Product: nuclear factor 7, ovary-like
Exons: 1
Coding region: 301-1854 (517 amino acids)
Molecular function (GO): protein binding; zinc ion binding
Source: RefSeq, a predicted model, not a curated record
AACAACAAUACAAAGAUACAAAAAAGUACAUUCAAGUCCCUUGAUUAUAUUUCUGAAUAACCAGUAUCUAGUAUCUACGCCACUCCCUGCUGAUAAGAACCUGUAAAUCCACCUGUUGACGUCAGUAAAUUUAAUAGGUGAAACUCAAAGUUCAUUCUUGUGACUGAACGGAGCUGAGACGCCAUUUCAGGUGGAGGUUAGGAACUAAAAACCUGAGAUAAAAGGACUUAAAUCUGUGAUUCAGAGGGACAUUUAACUGGUGAGUCUACCGAUUGAAGAAUACUUCAAAGAUUUGAAGAAAUGGAUGAAAAAACUCUUUUUAAAGAUUUCCUGAGCUGCCACGUUUGUUUAGAGACUUUCAAAGAUCCGGUGUCUCUGAGCUGCAGCCACAACUUCUGUUCAAGCUGCCUGAAAGAGUUCUGGGAAGAAGCUAAAAACAGAAACUGCCCCAUCUGUAAAAGAAAAUCUUCUAAAGAGGAACCUGGUGUGAACCUUUCACUGAAGGGACUUGCCGACUCUUUUGCUGGAAAAGAGACAGGUGGAUCGUCUGAGACUGAAAAAGAAGAAAAGAGGGUGGAGGAAGUUUGUAAGAAACACCCAGGAACAACUCCAUUGUUCUGUAUAGACGAACAGAGAGCUGUGUGUUCUGUCUGUGAGUUUUCUCUGCACCAGAACCACAAAGUGGUUCCUGUAGAAGAAGCAGUCGGUGAGCUGAAGGAGCUGCUGAAAUCUGACUUAAAGUCUCUGCAGGACAAGAGGAACAAAUACAAACAAGUGGAGAAAAAAUAUAAAGAUGUGGUUCAACACUCGGAGAAGCAGCUGCUGUCCACAGAGAAGCAGAUCAGAGCAGAGUUCAACAAACUCCAGCAGUUCCUGAAGGAGGAAGAGGAGUCCAGACUGGCAGCUCUGAGGGAGGAAGAGGAGCAGAAGGGGAGGAGAAUCAGCGGGGAGAGGAAGAGGAUCCAGGAGCAGAUCUCCUCUCUGUCAGACAGCAUCUCUGCUGUGGAAGAAGAGCUGCAGAAAGACAACAUGUCGUUCCUCAGCAGGUACAAACCCACCCGGGACAGAGCCAGAGAGCAGAGCUCAGUGUCAGAUCCACGGCUGCUCUCAGGAACUCUGGUAGACGAGGCCAAACACCUGGGAAACCUGGCCUUCAGAGUCUGGGAGAAGAUGGGGGACCAGGUCCACUUCAGCCCGCUGGUUCUGGACCCAAACACUGCAGAACGCUCUCUCUAUCUGUCUGCUGAUCUGACCAGUGUGAGGAAUGGAGAUACAAACCAGCAGCUUCCUGAUAAUCCAGAGAGAAACGUCAAGUAUUCCAGUGUUUUUGGUUCUGAGGGUUUGACCUCAGGGAAACACAGCUGGGAGGUGGAGGUGGGAGAUCAUCCUGGCUGGAAUAUUGGUUUGGUUAAAGACUCUGUUGACAGGAAGAACGAGAGAUAUCCUUCUCCUAAAUAUGGAAUCUGGUGUUUGUUUCAUCGUGAAGGAAAAUACAGCAAUGGUGAUGGUAAGACCCUGAAGGUGGAGACGAGUCUCCGGAGGAUCAGAGUCCAGCUGGACUAUGACGGGGGGACGGUUUCCUUCUACAACGCUGAAGACAUGACACACAUCUGCACUUACAAAUACACUUUCACUGAGAAACUCUUCCCUUAUUUCAGUGUUGGAAAGUCUGGUGAUGCAAAAACUUCUGAGAUCAGAAUCUGUCAGACAAACAAGAAAUUGUGGGAGAACAUUUCAGGAAAUGUUGAUAUGCUACUGCCCACUCGUCCCCACUCGCUGCUUUGGUUUGGGGCUGUGGUGGUUGUGUUGGGGGUCGUUCUUGCCAUGUUUGGGGUUAUCAAUAAUGGCCAAUAAACCGAACCAAGGCCUGUAUGCACGUUGCGGUUUGGGCCACAUUCACGGAUAAUUUAUUCAUAUUCUCCCCCAGGAAAAUGCAUAGGUUUUUGUUGCCAUGCUAACAAGCCCCAUAGGAUAGAAUGGGACAAUUUGGCUUCAAUAUCUCAAAAGCUGUAA